GCGCGAGUAAUUGAGGGUUAAUAUUUACAUAGGUAUAUAUUUAUAUAUUUUUUCCAUCCUGUAAUAAUAUUUGUGAUUAUAAUGUAUGCAAUGGAUAACCGUGAAUAAAGUUCUAUUCUAUUCUAAUUUUCAGACAUGUCUGGGGUGAGUCUAGCAGGCGGGGGCACCGCGACGCCACUGGAGGUGAGUGAGUCGGGGGGGCGCGCCCUCAAACUGCACACCGACGCGCCGCACCUGGUCAGCAUGGGCGGCGACAGACUGAGCACCUCCGUCACUCUGCACCCCAUUCCGCAAGGUCGAGUAACAUUGGGCAGCCGUCCAGGGGUGGAUAUCCACGUGCAGGGCACGGGGGUGCUGCCCUUGCACUGCCACAUUGAGAACAGUGAGGGUGUGGUUACGAUCUACCCCCUAUCGGAGAACCUCUCAAUCGACGGCUCGAGGGUGACAGGGCCUACACGACUGUCCCAAGGUGUUAUGCUCACGAUCGGUCGGUCGAACUACAUGCGAUUCAACCAUCCGGCCGAAGCGAAGCUCAUCAAGUCCGUGCUGCCCAACCCGCGCAUCUCGAUGGCCCCCAUCAACUUCGAGCCGGACCACGUGCCGCCCUUUCAGCCGAAGCACAACAGGAAGCCGCCCGUGGCCCCACGAAGGAGUCCAAGGGAGUCGUUGUCGGAUAGCGGUGGGGAUGAACCGCCCUCCAGCAUAAUGACCAAGGUGUCCAAGUUCGAGUACCUAGCCGCCCAGAGCUACAAGCACUCGAUAUCGCCCAAGGUGUUCUCCUCCAACGUCGUCACAGUGAACACCCCCGUCAAGGACGUCAUAGGCAGGGCCCCUCCAGACCUGAAGAGCUUCACCAAGAACCUGCCGCAGAGCGCGCUGAACUACGCCGAGCUGAACCACAUCGACAAGCAGGUGAAGCCGCUGGGGCAGCAGUUCCUCACGAAGAAACCCCACCAGCACAGCCAGUACGUCAACGUGACCUUGAACGAGACCAAGAACAUCAACAACAGGGUGAUCAUCUUCGAGAACGGCUGCAUCGCCAAGACACAAAACGUCAACUUCGACCACAACGAGCUCAACAACAAAGUUUCCAGUGCCGGAAAGAAUAUAAAUGUUAGCAAGCUCAACUGCCCUUCUCCUAAUUUCAACAGGAACCCAGGGGGGUACUUAAGAAGUGUGACGCCGGGGCCUACUUCGAAUUUGUCGAGGGGGGAUGGAAGGAGAAGUGGGUCUCUUGGGGAGCUCACGGAGUUUGGAUUCGGCGAUGUUGGUGAGGAGAAAGGGCACAGGAAAUAUGAGGCUGAGCUGAAAAGGAAUCAGGCGCAGCAGGACAGGAUAAAAGAACAGGAGAUUGAAAAGGCUGAGCAACAGAGACUGGAGGAGAUUUUGAAUAUGUGUGCGGAGUAUGAGAAGCAGCAGAGCGAGAAGAAUAAACCUAUAACGCCCAAUAGGAUAAUAACGAACGGCUCGCUCCCUCGCGACAAGCGGGGCCCGUACGGCCCCCCCUCGCCCAGCUACAGCAGCACCCCGCCUCCCUCCCCUCUGGACGUGCUGCACAACGAGCUGCUGAAGCAAAACAACCACCAAAACUACGAAAACGUCAGCCCUUUCGCCUCACGUCGCGAGAACGUCAGCCCUGCUUCUUUACGUCACGAGAACGUCAGCCCUGCAAACGUCGAGUACAGGAGCUUGGAGCGGGGCAGUCCUUACGAGAACGUGUACGUGCAGCAUAAUCCGGCGGGGAAUUAUCCGCCGUCGCCUAGGACGAGGAUUAAGACGUUCGUCACUUCGAACAAGGAUAGUUCUCCGAAAGAUAACGCCGACCUUAUCGAAAGCAAAUACGCCAUCCUCGAAGCAGAGCAAAAACUUCUCCGGGAAGCCGAACAGAUACUCAGACAGAACCUGCACAACUCCAAAGAAUUCCCGCCCGACAUCGACAUCUUCGAGACUCCUCCGCCCAAAAUCGCCCAUACUGACUACAUCUAUCCGCUGGAAAACGUCUCGAAGGGCAGUCCAUCGCCGAUAGAAAACUACUCGAAGGACAGUUCGUCGUCCAUAGAACACAAAAAGAUAAACGGCGACCACGACAGUCCACACAGCAGCAGCCACUUUGACGAUGCUAAAGAAAGGAACGAAGACGAGAAGAAGAGGUUGGAGCAAUUGAGGAAGGAGAAGAAGGAGAUUUUGGCCGUCAUUUCGAGGAUAAAAAGGCAGAUGGCCGAGAUCGAGAUACAAGAAGAAGAGCUGCAUAGAGAGAUGGAACUAGAGAAAGCUCUGAUAUCCGGCGAACACCAAUCCAAGCUCCUCGACCUGGAAAAAGUCGAAGCCAGAAAGCACAAACUCCAAAAGCGCUCUCAAAGAAUAGAAGAGAGCAUGCGCGACUGCCAGAUGAAGCAAGAAGAAGACCAAAGAAUCUGCCGCACGAAACUCGAGCACGCGCAAGAAAACAUGGCGAGAGUGGAGGAAAAGUUCGCAAACACCGACAAGACCGGCCCCGAAUACGAACGCGUGUUCGAGGAGUACCUGCACGCCCAGGAGCAGCUCGACAACGAGAAGAAGGCCUUCGAGGACCUCGAAUUCCACCAUCUGGAGGAGGAGGCGGACUGGCUGGCCAGCAGGGAGGAGCUGCAGCGGGAGGUGCUCGAGCUGUCGAAGCGGAUCGAGUCGCUGCAGUCGCAGAUCGGGGAGCUGGAGCAGCAGAAGUCGGACACCUCGAAGACCAACAACAACGAGUUCAAGGCCAUCGAGAAGCACAAGGUGGAAUGCAUGAUGAGACUAGAAGAAAUACGCGAGCGACUGAAAAGCAUCGACAACGAACUGUCCACCUAUUCGAACGAGGAAUCCGAACAGGAUUUCUCCAGCGAUACAGACAGCGACAAAUCCAAGGAUAUCGAUAAGCAGCUGUCGAAUAUGUCGCUGCACAAAAUGACUGACCUCAGCUGCUCGAUGAUCGUCAGCAAUUCGAAGGUACCCGACGAAAACCUGUACAACAUGUCGCAAUCGUUCAACGAAAAGUUGUUCCAGGAGAAGUCGAUAUUGGAAGUUGGAAUCGAUAAAAAAUUCCCUAGUCAAGACGACAUAGAUAGAAUAAGCAAAGUCACCUUAGAUGCGCCUAUAAAUAUCGAUGAAGGUCACGGUUCGUUGGGCAGAAAAACUAUAGAAUCUCUCAAGGAAAUUGAAAGGAUACGACAUUUACAUCUAUGUCAACAAGGGUCACAAGUGAUAGAACAGGAAAGGCAAAGGGUGAAUGCUCUGAAACAGAGGGUUCAAGAAGAAGUUAAGAGUAAAUGGGCACAAAGAGUACAAGUCAAUUCUUCAGAGUCUGAGGAAACCAGAAACAGUGGAAUUGGAGAAGAACAGAAGGAUGAACCAAAACUAUUAUCAGAUGAGCAAGAUGUGAAGGAAUCGGCUCGUGAUGCUGAAGACACGGACUCCCCCAGGCCUUUAUCGGAGACCAGCGAGAUGAGCGUGGAGGUGGGAACCUUGAACAAGAAGCGGAAACAGGUCGGCGACAAGCAGCGACCUCUCACCAGAUACCUACCCAUCAGAGGGUCGGACCUCGAUCUGAGGCAGCAUAUCGAAUCGGCAGGUCAUCAAGUGGUCUUGUGUCCGCAUGUCAACAUAAACUCGAGCACAUGUCGAGGUUUCCUCCACAAGAAAGGUUCCAAAUUGAAUGGUUGGUCGAGAAGGUGGUUCGUCUUCGACAGAACCAAGCACACUUUCACUUAUUAUUCGGACAAGAGUGAAAAGAAGCCCCGUGGUGGGGCAUAUUUCCAGGCUAUAGAAGAGGUGUACCUGGACCACCUGAACAGCAUAAAAUCGCCAAAUCCUCAGCUGACGUUCAUAGUGAAAACCCACGAACGUCAUUACUAUUUGAUGGCCCCAUCGCCAGAAGCCAUGCGGAUUUGGGUCGAUGUGAUUUUCACAGGCGCCGAAGGCUACAGAGAAUUCGAACACGGGACUUGAUGUUUGCUUUAGCAUUGUUUCGGUGCUAAACUUUGGAGGUUCACUCUGUCAAUUGAGAAUAGCAGAUCUUGACUUUGAAUAUUUUUAUAUAAUCGAUUCUACUUUUUUAAUUGUUGAUCUUGUAAAUAAAUCUAAUGGAGUUGUUGUAUUGUGAUAGAUAUACCGUUAUCGGUAUACUAUCGGUUCAAAUGAAUAUGUGUCUUAUUUGAAGGUUACCAAUCGAUCCGACUGUUUUACUCUUUUCUAACUUUUGAGGAUGAUUUUUAUUAGAUGUGACUUCAAUCAUUGAAAUCAGUGCCUUUGAAAAGACUAUUAGCUAUACGAUUUUUGAAUAUUUUUGUAUAUCGUAAGACUGUGUACACCUAAAAUCCUAAUAUUAAUUAUUGUCUUUAACAAGUGAAGGAAGUAAAUAUUUAUAUGUAACAACUGAGUUUUAAUUUUUAAUUGU
Phaedon cochleariae (mustard beetle) is the source of this 4414-nucleotide messenger RNA. The record is from the annotation of a GenBank genome assembly. Lineage: Eukaryota; Metazoa; Arthropoda; Insecta; Coleoptera; Chrysomelidae.